AUGGGCCAUGAUGGACAUGGCACAAAGAAAACCAGUUCAGAGUCUAAUGCAACUUUAAGUUAUACAACUAAAGUAUCAGAAUCAAAUAAUGGAAGAUCAGCAAGAUCAUAUUUGACUUCUGAAGAUCAAGUUGCAGGGAAUGGGUUGAGUGAGCCAAUUGAAGAACAUGUUGUCACUCAACAGAAAAGGGCUGCGAUGAUCCAUGAUUUUUGUUUUGGAAUUCCCUUUGGUGGGCUUGUUUUAAGCGGGGGGCUUGUUGGUUUUAUUUUCUCUAGAAAUCCUACUAUCUUGAGCACUGGUGUGCUUUUUGGAGGUGCUUUACUGGCUCUCAGCACUACUAGCUUAAAGGUCUGGAGACAAGGAAAAUCCAGCUUACCGUUCAUACUAGGUCAAGCAGUACUCUCUGUGGCGCUUCUCUGGAAGAACUUUCAGACCUACUCACUGACGAAGAAACUCUUUCCAACUGGCUUUUAUGCUUUUAUCAGUUUUGCAAUGCUAUGCUUCUAUUCCUAUGUGGUGAUAUCUGGAGGAAACCCACCUCCAAAGAAAUUGAAGUCAUCAACUGUUGCCCCAUCAUAUUGA
This is a messenger RNA of Ilex paraguariensis (yerba mate), 582 nucleotides long. The record is from the annotation of a GenBank genome assembly. Lineage: Eukaryota; Viridiplantae; Streptophyta; Magnoliopsida; Aquifoliales; Aquifoliaceae.